AUGGAACCUGCGAUUUCAUCGGCGUCACCAGACACUUGCCCCUCGGACGAGGUCGCAAUAUCACUAGUUGAGCAAUACUUUAACAGUCUCUAUCCCCUUUCCUCCUACAAUUUCCUUCACAAGGCUACCGUCGUCCAGCGAUGUCGUGAUAAAACCAUCGACAAGGCACUAAAGCUUGCCAUUUGCGCUAUUACAGCCAUAUAUUUCUCCAAACUUGGGGCUGAGCGCGAUGCAUGGACCCGGGAGUCAGAACGCCUAAUCCUCGAUCGCCUCGAACGACCCUCGAUUUUCCAGCUCCAGGCUUCCCUGCUCGUCACUCGCUAUCGAGUCAGCAUGGGACAGCUCUCGCGGACUUUCAUGAUGGCUGGCCUCGCCGGACGGUGGGCAGCGGCCCUGCGCCUCAACUACGAACACUCAGGCCUAAGACCGGCUGCCCAGGAGGUUAGGAGAAGAACUUUCUGGUCGUUGUACCUACUUGAUGAGAAUUUCUCUUCGGAAUCGAAGGGCUAUGAGCUGUUUCACCCGGACACUAUCCAUCUUCAAUUACCUUGUGAGGAGAUCGACUUUACCGAGGAACGGCUGGUAAACACUGGAUAUCAACGCUCCGAUAAGGGAUUGGAGCCUCGAGCCAUAGGCCUUCAUGCAGCUUUUGCAAAGCUUACGUUUAUUCGGCGGCGUAUUAGAAUAUUAAAUCGACGCCUGUUUCUUAAAGAAAUUAAUAUUUUCGACCUGCUUUGUUCUAUAGAAGAAUUCGAAAACGACCUGCUUCGACUCCGAUCUUGGCUUGCGCCCUCUGGCCAGUACCCACCCUCAGACCCCAUAAAGCUCUAUAGAUCACCGCAGCAUGCAAGCUUGCACCUCAGCUGGCAUCAAUGCUAUUGUGACCUCUAUGGUAUUUUCCUCACCCAAUAUCCUGGGCUCUCUCCCUAUCUUGGCACAGAAGGGAUAACACCUACCAAGCUAGCUUUAAUGAAGGACAAGUGCUUUGGACACACAGAAGAGAUCGUGGAAAUCCUAUCGAGCAUUAUUCAGCAGAAGGACGAAGGGAACAUACUGGAGUUUGAUGUCGCGGUAUGUGCCUACCAUAGCGCGCGCCUGAUCUUAUUCGGCACUUGCACAGGGGGGUAUAAUACUGGGUUACCGAUGCAGAUGGCCAUCGACAAGGCACAGCUAUGCUUGGAUGUGAUCACCCAAUGCUUUGGCUUCGCAUCCCACGUAGAGCCCAUACGCCAGGACCUUGAACGGCUAAUCCGCCAACAUAGACUUUGGCUCGAGUCACCGGGUCGCCGGGACGUUGCAGCAGCGGACGUAAAUCCUUGGCGACCAUCCCAAACCUCGACAGCUGCCUACAUCCGAGAACGCCUCGCCAUACAUAAUCUCCUAAGACAGUCGGACAAUGAUGAGGAUGGCUGCGAUGCCAGCAGACCUAAUGAAGGAUGCUAG
Fusarium vanettenii 77-13-4 is the source of this 1443-nucleotide messenger RNA. RefSeq lists its product as uncharacterized. Gene Ontology annotation, biological process: DNA-templated transcription. The coding region runs from base 1 to 1443 and encodes 480 amino acids. Gene Ontology annotation, cellular component: nucleus. The transcript has 3 exons. NCBI's taxonomy places the organism in Eukaryota, Fungi, Ascomycota, Sordariomycetes, Hypocreales, Nectriaceae. Gene Ontology annotation, molecular function: DNA binding; zinc ion binding. The record is from RefSeq and is a predicted model, not a curated record.